AUGAAUUGGCCCUCGCUUUGGCCCACUGGUCUGCUCGCUCUGCUCAUUGUUGCUCUAGACAGUCCUUGGUCGACUCCUGCUCUUGCUUCACCAGGUCCGGGCCCGGCAUCAUGGACGAGUGGGCGCAAGCUAGAUGUGAGAGAGCGAGUGCGCGAGUUGUGGCAUCACGGCUACGACCAUUACAUGGACUCCGGCCGUGGACCCAACUGGCUCAAUCCGGGUGACUUCGCCAGAAAUGACGUUGCUGGCAAUUUCUCCGUCACUCUGGUUGAUGUCCUUGACACUUUCGUCGUCCUGAACGACCCUCCGGGAUUCGAGGACGCGGUCCGCAAGAUCAUCCGCUGGGUCUCCUUCGACAGCAACACGAAGCCACAGGUCUUUGAGACAACCAUACGCGUCAUGGGCGGCCUGCUGUCUGGGCAUCUCUUUGCAAACAAGCCAGAACAGCCCUUCUACUUACCUUGGUACCAGGGCGAGCUCCUCCAGCUCGCUUAUGAUCUAGGUGUGAGGUUGCUCCCGGCGUUCAACACCGUCACCGGUCUGCCAUACGCCAGGAUCAACCUUCGCCACGGUGUGCCCAAAGGCGAAUCGACAGACACUUGUACCGCCGGGGCGGGGUCGUUGAUCCUCGAAUUCGGCACCUUGAGUCGCCUCACGGGCGACGACCGCUUCGAGAAGGCGGCGUACAAGGCCUUCUUUGCGCUGUGGAACCGCAGGUCGGACAUUGGUCUUGUAGGCAACACGAUCAAUAUAUUUACUGGCUCCUGGACGCACCCGGAAGUCAACAACAUUGGCGCAGGCAUCGACUCGUUUUACGAGUACGCGCUGAAGUGGUAUAUCAUGAGCGGCGAGGUGGAGUUCCUCGACGUAUGGCAAGACUCGUAUGCAUCUGUCAUGCGGUAUUCCAGAGCACCCGAUGGUUUCUGGUAUCGGAACGUGAACAUCCAUUCGGGGGAUGCCCAAUACGGUACCAUCGACUCGCUUUCGGCGUUCUGGUCAGGGCUGCAAGUGCUUGGCGGCGACAUUGAGAACGCGGUGAAGUCUCACCUAAUUUAUUACAAUAUAUGGCGCGGAUUCGCAGGACUUCCGGAGGUUUGGGACAUGAACUACCAUCAAGCCACCUCUUUUCAGUAUCCACUGAGACCAGAGUUUGUGGAGUCCACAUGGUAUCUGUAUCGUGCCACUGGCGACACAUUCUAUCUAGACAUCGGCGAGCGUAUCCUCCACGACAUCACAAUACGGUCAAGGGCAGAAUGCGGCCUGACCGGUAUCAGCGACCUACGCACCAACACCCGAGACGACCGGAUGGAAUCAUUCGUACUCUCCGAAACACUGAAGUACCUAUUCCUCCUUUUCGACGAAGCGAACCCCCUUCACGCCGACGACACCCAGUGGGUCUUCACGACCGAGGGCCACAUCCUCACGCUCGACCCCGCGCUCCUUCGCCCCAUCUCGCCCGCGCGGCGGAAGCUCCGGCGGGUCGAGAAUCUGCAGUGUCCUGCGUAUGCCCCGCCCAUGCUCGCGUACGACGCCCCAGAGGAUUACACACGCGACACGGGGCUCGUGGGCGGCGUGAUGUCGCGCGUGGACUUUGAGUACGCGCGGAACCUCAUAGGGCGCGUACACUCGGAGAAUGAGACGCGGUGGUGGGAUCCAGAUGGGUGGUGUGCGUUGCCAAAGCACGAACCCUACACAUAUGACUUCGUGCUCUCGGCGCACGGGGAGGUCGUCCUGGAGGACCCCCGCCUGCCCGCAGACAAGAUCACAGAGGUGGCGGACGGGUACCUCGUACAAAACGUCACCGGCAUCCGUGUGCAUAUAGUCAGUCGACUAGACGGCAAGGGCUACGAUAUCGCCAAGUUGGGACCGUACGCCGUGAAAACCGGGCAGAAAAUAUACUUCAACGACACCCAGCUCUCGCUUACCCCAGUCGACGGCCAGGGCGCCUCCACACAACAACAUCGUCGCAUACCAGAAAUCGAGCUACGCUUCUUCUUGGACUACGUCGACCCUUUGCUGCAGCUGCAGGCCCCAGGCAUGCACGACGUCAUCACAGAGACCGUCGUCCCCGCCGCGACCGCUAUGUUCGCCGGGGAUCCUGCAGCGCCCCGCGCGGACGACGGAACACAUCCGCUUCGCUUUGGGCAUGGCGCCGGAGUCCGCCUCAUCUACUCUCCCACCAACCCGCUCGGCUGUGCGCCAUAUACGGAGGAACUCGAUGACGCCGCGGUCCUAGUCGCACGUGGCGAGUGCACGUUCCUCGAGAAGCUCGUGUUUGCGCAGCGUGCGGGCGCGUCGGGCGUCGUCGUUCUCGGGAACGAGGACCAGCACAUCAACCCGUCCGUCGACCUAGCGGAGCUCGAGGCGGCGGGCCCCGAGAUCAACGACGUCGCGAUCGUCGUCCUCAGGCGACCGGACGCGCAACUCGUCGCGGAGAUGCUCGACUCCGCGGAGCGGCACGGGUUGGGCGAUAUUCGGAUGGUCGUCGAGACGUGGGACGACGGCCCCCAGCACAGGAGCGAGCCGACGAAGACCGCGGGGAAGCUCGAGGACACGCAGCGCGUACUGUAUCUCAACAACCACCCGUUGCUCAACACAAGGCUAUUGGUCUAG
Trametes versicolor FP-101664 SS1 is the source of this 2613-nucleotide messenger RNA. Its product is annotated as alpha-mannosidase. The coding region runs from base 1 to 2613 and encodes 870 amino acids. Gene Ontology annotation, biological process: carbohydrate metabolic process; mannose trimming involved in glycoprotein ERAD pathway; endoplasmic reticulum mannose trimming. The transcript has 17 exons. The record is from RefSeq and is a predicted model, not a curated record. Gene Ontology annotation, cellular component: endoplasmic reticulum; membrane. NCBI's taxonomy places the organism in Eukaryota, Fungi, Basidiomycota, Agaricomycetes, Polyporales, Polyporaceae. Gene Ontology annotation, molecular function: calcium ion binding; mannosyl-oligosaccharide 1,2-alpha-mannosidase activity.